Cavia porcellus (domestic guinea pig) is the source of this 1594-nucleotide messenger RNA. RefSeq names its product NAD(P)HX epimerase (gene Naxe). The coding region runs from base 5 to 916 and encodes 303 amino acids. The record is from RefSeq and is a predicted model, not a curated record. Gene Ontology annotation, cellular component: mitochondrion. Gene Ontology annotation, molecular function: NAD(P)HX epimerase activity. NCBI's taxonomy places the organism in Eukaryota, Metazoa, Chordata, Mammalia, Rodentia, Caviidae. The transcript has 7 exons.
ACGCAUGCGCGGGGGGGCGGGCCGGUGGCGCGUGCCCGGGGCGAGGUGGAUGUCUGGGUUGCGGGCGCUCUUGGGGCUCGGGCUGCUGGUGGCGGGCUCGCGGCUGCAGCCCGUGCGAAGCCAGGCCGGCGUCUGCCGCGCAGUACUCCCCUGGUCCGGGGCACAGCGGCUAAGCUCGGCCAGUCGUGGGAACUCCAAAGUCAUGGCGGGCACGGCGGUGAAAUACCUGAGCCAGGAGGAGGCGCAGGCCGUGGACCAGGAACUAUUUAACGAAUACCAGUUCAGCGUGGACCAACUCAUGGAGCUGGCUGGCUUGAGUUGCGCCACAGCCAUCGCGAAGGCAUAUCCCGCUGCGUCCUUGUCCAAGAGCCCCCCUGCUGUCCUGGUCAUCUGUGGCCCAGGGAACAACGGAGGAGAUGGCCUGGUCUGUGCCCGACACCUCAAACUCUUUGGUUACCAACCAUCCAUCUAUUACCCCAAGAGACCUAACAAACCACUCUUCACUGCACUGGUGACUCAGUGUCAGAAAAUGGACAUCCCUUUCCUCGGUGAAAUGCCUUCAGAGCCCCCGAUGAUUGACGAGCUGUAUGAGCUGGUGGUAGAUGCCAUCUUUGGCUUCAGCUUCAAAGGCGAUGUUCGUGAGCCAUUCCGCAGCAUCCUUAGUGUCCUGCAUGAACUCACUGUGCCCAUUGCCAGCAUCGACAUUCCCUCAGGAUGGGAUGUGGAGAAAGGCAGCUCUGGAGGGAUCCAGCCAGACAUGCUCAUCUCCUUGACAGCACCUAAAAAGUCUGCAACCCAGUUUACUGGUCGCUACCAUUACUUGGGGGGUCGUUUUGUACCACCUGCCCUGGAAAAGAAGUACCACUUGAACCUGCCACCCUACCCUGACACCGAGUGUGUCUAUCGUCUGCAAUGAGGGAGGCAGGCCUGGAGCAGCAUCUCGUCAGUCAGACUGUGAGGGCAGAUGAAGAGUUACACUGGUGGAAGGGCUCAACCUCUCCUCCCCUCCAGAAUGUUUCGGUACUGAGUUUUUGUUCAAGACCUGGCAAUUUUCAAGUUGCUACAGACACAAAAGGAUAACCGCCUCCCCGAGAAGCCCCUGAAACAUCCAGCUUGAUAUUUUAUUCAUGAUCAAGGGUAUUUCCCACAUGGCCCAGGGCUAAGAGGAGGCUCUCACAUCUUUGGAGGCGUGGGCCCUUGCUUGUCAUCAGUGCAGCUCUCCAAGUCUCUGUCUGGCUUUUCUUCACCUGAAGUCAGUGUGGCUGUCUAGACAGGGGAUCAAAAGGGGACCAUGGGGAUGGACAAGGCCUACUUGACUGACACACAUCCCUCUUCCCUUGUAGAAGCCCACCAGGAGUUUAUAGCCCUAGGCUGGAAUCUGCCAGCCCCCAACACUGUUGCAGAGCCAGGGAGAACUAUGGCCUGCAUGCCUCAUCUUGAGUAGGAAGUGGGCUGUAGUAGCUGGGAGGUAGAGCAGUUUUGCCUCUGGCUCAUAGCUGGCUGGUAUGCGUAAGGAAGAAAGUGUUUUGGGUCACCAGGUCCUCCCAGUAAGUGCUGUAACUGAUAAUAAAGUGGCACAGUACCUCCCACCCAA